UUAAUUAUCUUGUCAAUUAUGCCGUAUCCACAUUCUUGCUCUUCUUUACCAACUCAAUCAGCCCACCAAAGACAUCAACUAAGUGAUUUUAAUCAACAAAUUCUGAAAGGAAUGACGGCUGGUAUUUUGGCUGCGGCUAUUUCAAAAAGUGCAGUGGCACCGAUGGACAGAGUUAAAUUGGUUUUGCAGCUCCAAACAAUCACAUCUCGUGCAGAAAUUGCUAUUUGCCAUCGACAGCCUUAUCAAGGAAUUUUUGACUGUUUUCGACGUUUAUGUGCCGAGCAAGGCUUUCGUUCUCUAUGGCGUGGAAACUCGGCUACAGUGAUUCGCUGUAUCCCAAAUCAAGCACUCAAUAUGUUGUUUAGAGACAAAUUUCGGAUUACUUUAUUGGAUGGAAUUGAUUGGAGGGAUAGACCUUUUAGAUUUGUUUUAGGAAAUCUAGCAGCAGGCGGUGCCGGUGGUGCAUUAACUUUACUAGUCGUUUAUCCUCUCGAUUUGGCACGGACUCGUCUAGCUGUUGAACGAGUUGACUCUGUCCGAAGUAUUUCACAAUGCUUUUCUUUGGUUUCUGCAAAUGAAGGGUUGUCUGGACUUUAUCGAGGAUUUUGUGCUUCGCUUGUUUUUACUGUUGUUUCAAGGGCUGUAUUCUUUGGAAUUUUUGAUUCUAUUCGUCUUUCCAUGGAUGAGCAAAGAAGACGAAGACUUAGCUUUUUUACUACUUGGUCGUUGGCACAGGCAUCUCUUAUUGUUUCUUCAUUGCUCUGUUAUCCUUUAGACACUGUUAGACGUCAUUUAAUGAUGGAAGCUGGCCAGAGCAAAAAACUUUACAAAAAUCAAUUUGAGUGUUGGAAGGGUAUUUUAUACAAUGAAGGCCCAAAAGCUUUGUACAAGGGAGCACUAACAAAUUCGUUAAGAUGCACAAGUGGGGCGCUUAUUUUGGCGGUAUAUUAUGAGGUAUUAAAAUAUUUAUAG
This is a messenger RNA of Meloidogyne enterolobii, 972 nucleotides long. NCBI's taxonomy places the organism in Eukaryota, Metazoa, Nematoda, Chromadorea, Rhabditida, Meloidogynidae. The record is from the annotation of a GenBank genome assembly.